AUGGCAGAGCAAAGUCAGCGUCACCCUCGUCCUGGAGAGCACGAGAGCGGAAAAGAGCUCAAGCUGCUGCAUUUCAUCUACGAACAGCCCGACAUUGAUCAGAUCAGAGGCAACCCGCAACGGGUUCUGGAUCUCAUCCACAAGUUCGAAGAGAAAUAUCGUUUCAUGAAUGUGGGAGCCGCCAAAGGCAAGAUCGUCACCGAUCUCAUUGCUGAACUCAAGCCACAUACAAUGAUCGAAUUAGGCGGCUACGUAGGCUACUCAGCCAUACUGUUCGGCGAUGCCGUCCGCCGAGCUGGCGGCAAGCGCUAUUUCAGUCUGGAACUGAAUCCGGAAUAUGCCGCCAUCGCCAACAUGCUGAUCGAGCUGGCCGGUCUGCGGGACUUUGUCCGCAUUAUCGUCGGUCGAAGCGACAAGUCGCUGCACAAGCUGUGCACCAGCGGCGAGGUCAAGCAGAUCGAGCUCAUGUUCCUCGAUCACUACAAGCCCGCGUACACCACAGAUCUGAUGCUUUGCGAACAGCUCGGCAUGAUUGUUCCCAAUGUCUCGGUUCUGGCCGCGGAUAAUGUCUUGCGGCCCGGUAACCCACCGUAUCUGGAGUAUGUCCGCAGUACGGUGGAGCAGAAGCGUGAGGCCGCCAAGAAGGGACCGAUCAAGAGCUAUAACAAAGAAGGCAUCCCGCAGCGGACGGUCCAGUCUUUCCUGGGCGAGGAUGAUAAGCCCGGUUUUGAGGUGCUCGGGGACCCGAAUUUAGUGUACAAAAGCACGCUACAUCAGCCUGAGGGGUUGCAAGUGCGUUGA
Messenger RNA from Aspergillus fischeri NRRL 181, 801 nucleotides. RefSeq names its product O-methyltransferase. Gene Ontology annotation, molecular function: O-methyltransferase activity. The coding region runs from base 1 to 801 and encodes 266 amino acids. The record is from RefSeq and is a predicted model, not a curated record. Lineage: Eukaryota; Fungi; Ascomycota; Eurotiomycetes; Eurotiales; Aspergillaceae. The transcript is spliced from 2 exons.